Zootoca vivipara (common lizard) is the source of this 4716-nucleotide messenger RNA. It is a transcript of the gene BAP1, whose product is annotated as BRCA1 associated deubiquitinase 1. Lineage: Eukaryota; Metazoa; Chordata; Lepidosauria; Squamata; Lacertidae. The record is from RefSeq and is a predicted model, not a curated record. Gene Ontology annotation, biological process: protein deubiquitination; ubiquitin-dependent protein catabolic process. Gene Ontology annotation, cellular component: cytoplasm. Gene Ontology annotation, molecular function: cysteine-type deubiquitinase activity.
AGUGAAAUUGGAGCCUCUCCAACGGCGGGCGCUGGCGGGUGGCCGAAGCUGGAGGUGGGCGGGCAGGUGGGUCUGUGAAGGGCCUGGGGCCGGUCAUGGCGCUGAGGCCUGACCCAGGGGGAAGAUGAAUAAGGGCUGGCUGGAGCUGGAGAGCGACCCUGGGCUCUUCACUCUAUUGGUAGAGGAUUUUGGUGUUAAGGGGGUGCAAGUUGAAGAAAUCUAUGAUUUGCAGAGCAAAUGCCAAGGGCCAGUCUAUGGGUUUAUCUUCCUUUUCAAGUGGAUUGAAGAGCGCCGAUCACGACGGAAGGUCUCAACUCUGGUAGAUGAGACAUCGGUGAUUGAUGAUGACAUUGUCAAUAAUAUGUUCUUUGCUCAUCAGCUGAUCCCCAAUUCUUGUGCCACACACGCAUUGUUGAGUGUCCUCCUGAACUGCAGCAGUGUAGACUUGGGGCCAACUCUGAGCCGAAUGAAGGAGUUCACAAAAGGGUUUAGUCCAGAGAGCAAAGGCUAUGCCAUUGGAAAUGCCCCAGAACUGGCCAAGGCCCACAACAGUCAUGCUAGGCCAGAGCCCCGGCAUUUGCCAGAGAAACAGAAUGGGAUCAGUGCGGUGCGAACCAUGGAGGCUUUUCACUUUGUCAGCUAUGUUCCCAUUAAGGGGAGGCUCUUUGAGCUGGAUGGCCUGAAAGUUUAUCCCAUUGACCAUGGGCCAUGGGCAGAAGAGGAGGAAUGGACAGACAAAGCUCGAAGAGUGAUCAUGGAGAGAAUUGGACUUGCCACAGCAGGGGAGCCAUAUCAUGACAUCCGCUUUAACUUGAUGGCAGUCGUGCCUGACAGGAGGAUGAAGUAUGAAUCCAAGCUGCAUAUCUUGAAGAUGAACCGGCAAACUGUAUUAGAGGCUUUGCAGCAGCUAAUCCGUGUGACGCAACCAGAGCUGGUCCACACCCAGAAAUUCCAGGAGGCCCAGGCUUCUGAAGAGCCAAAGUCAGCAAACAGCAAACCCCCCACCGCCCUGCCAGUGGGGAGAGUGCAGCUGGUCCCAGAGAGCUCACAAGCAGAGAGCACUGAGGAGUCUGGAGGCCAGGAUCAGCCUUCAUCAACCCAGAGCCCUCCAAGCAAAUCCAAGCUGGGCAAUAAGCUACCUGUGAGCAGCAUCAAUGGGGCACUGGCCAACCCUAGCCCUAUUGUGCAGAGACUGCCAGCUUUCCUGGAUAACCACAACUAUGCCAAGUCACCCAUGCAAGAGGAAGAGGACCUUGCUGCAGGAGUGGGCCGGAGCCGGGUCCCAGUACGGCAGCACCAGCAGUACUCGGACGAGGAGGAUGACUAUGAUGAUGAUGAUGAGGAAGAAGUUUGCAAUGCCAAUCCCGCCACAAGAUACAAGCGGAAGGGCUCAGUGAAGCAGGAGCCCCUGGUGGGGAGUGCAGAUGGCCAGCUCUCCAUGCUGCAGCCCAACACUAUUAAUGUCCUAACUGAGAAGCUCAAGGAAACACAGAAGGAUCUCUCCAUCCCCCUGUCAAUCAAGACCAGCAGUGGAGGCACUGCUGUUGCUGCUGUUGCCCAUUCCCAGCCAUCUCCUACACCCAGCAACGAGAGUACGGACACUGCCUCCGAGAUUGGGAGUGCCUUCAAUUCCCCACUCCGCUCCCCCAUCCGCUCCGCCAACCCCACUCGUCCCUCCAGCCCUGUCACCUCUCACAUCUCCAAGGUGCUGUUCGGGGAGGAGGAUAGCCUUCUGCGUGUGGACUGUAUACGCUACAAUCGAGCUGUGAGGGAUUUGGGGCCUAUCAUCAGCACAGGCUUACUGCACCUCACAGAGGAUGGGGUUUUCUGCCCACUUACUGUAACAGAUGGUGGGAAAAACUCCUCAUCUUCUAGCAAAUCCAGUGAAGAGCUUCAGUCCACUGUCAAACUAGAAGAGAGAGACUCAAGUGAAGCAAAUGACAGCAAGGAGAAGGCUGGACUUGGUCGGUCUGGUGAUCUCCCUUGUGGGGAAAAGUAUUCUCCGAAAGAGCUGCUGGCACUGCUGAAAUGUGUGGAAGCUGAAAUAGCUAACUAUGAAGCCUGUUUAAAGGAGGAGAUAGAGAAAAGGAAGAAGUUCAAGAUUGAUGACCAGAGAAGAACUCACAAUUAUGAUGAAUUCAUAUGCACCUUUAUCUCCAUGCUGGCACAAGAAGGAAUGUUGGCUAGCCUUGUUGAACAGAACAUCUCUGUGCGUAGGCGGCAAGGGGUCAGCAUUGGGCGUCUCCACAAGCAGCGGAAGCCUGACCGGCGGAAACGUUCCCGGCCGUAUAAAGCCAAGCGUCAGUAGCCUUUGGACAGUACGUUGUGUUCACUGCUUGUCACUUUGGUCAUCUGGUGCACAUUUCAGGCUCUACCAGCUGGGCAGUGCCCAGGAGGCGGGCUUUGCACUGAACAUCUCUGUUCAAAUAAUCAGUGUUAGUGUAAUGUUACAUGCAAAUCCACCGGCAUUCAACUGGGCUGUAGAUGUUCCUCUAAUGGUGGUGAUCAUGUGGGCAUUCCAGUGUAACUUUUCUCCAAACCCUAAGGACCAGGACCACUUGAGGGUCCUACUUAAAACAGCACUUGAAUUUGCUACUCAGUGUCCUAAAUCCAUCUGCAGUAUAUCUUGCAGUAGCCAAUGGCAUCCUUCAGAAGCUCUGUAGGGAGAUUAAUGGAAAAGGAGAAACCAAAUUCCUGCCACCUUCUAGAAGGGCAUUGCAGCAGGAGUUGGUGUGGUGUUGGGUUCAGUUUUCCCAGCAAAAAAGGAAUUAGCUAUGUACUGUUUCUUGCCAGCGCUGAUAGCCCUGUAUUCUCCUGGGAGGCUAUUAUCUAUUUUCUGUAUUAAAAUGUAUAUAUAUAUAUAUUUUCUGAGCCAUAUUACCAUUGUAGUGGACUGCAGGUGGCCAUCAACCCUUUUUCCAGGAAUCUAUUAUGUGCAUUGGAAGGGAUGCUGUCCACUUGAAGGUCAGGCUUCUUUGCUCCUCCUUUGCAGAAGGUCUUUCAGUUCAGUAUCAGUCCUGUUAAUGUUUCUCUAGGUGGUUUCUUCAAUUGUUGCAGGAACAGGGAGAGGAAUUUCUGAAAUGGGCAGUGAGUGCCCAAAGUAAGGACACAGUGUGACUCACAAUUUAUAGGGGUGUAUACCUUGAAGUGAGUGCUGCUUUCUGUUAUGUUUGUUAGCCAUGCACAGAAAAGGAUCAGAAUGAUCAAUCAUACGAGAUUAUUUUCCCCUUCCUGAUCUUGGGGGUUGAAAACUGUAGCCUCAGGUCCCCCUUGAAAGUCCCUUGGCUUUUGCUCAGAUUAUGCUGCCUAAAACCACCCUUUAUGAAGUUAAAACGAUGCUGAGACAAACAGUUGAAAUGGGUGGAUUAGUGUCAUGACAUGCUAGAAGUAACAUAGGUAUCUGUUCUGUUCUCUCUCUGCUCUCUGGAACUGUUAGACCACCAAAAUAAAAAUCAGGUGGGUAGGAAUCAUGACAGUGGUCUCUCUGUGUGAUUCCUCCAUGCAUGUGGCAGGUGGAAUAAAGGAAGAAGCCCCAGGAAAGCAGCUCCUUCACUGCUGCCAGUGAAUGUGAAAUGACUCUUUUUUUUGGGUUGUUAACAGUUCUGAGGCAAAGACAGGAAGCAGACUGUUGAUGAAAGGGCUACCGUUGCAUAAUUGGUUUUCCUUGUAUGCUUUUAUUUGAAAAGUAGUAGUUUUUUUUCUCAGCAGUGGUGGCAGUGAUCAACGAGGGAGGAGUUACGCCUUUAGCACGGGUGAUGGCCAAGGCAGAGACAGCUGGAUCAUCAGUGCGCAGGUGUACCUGGGAUUGUGGACACUAAGGCUUUAUACUUGCAUACUCAGUCACCCUUCUGCUGCUGCUACUUUCCAGCAAAGGUUAUACAACCCCCCCCCCCCCAGUUCUACCUCACUGCCAGUCUUCUGCUGCAGCAACAGGCUUAAUGGUAAAAGACUGGCAAGCUGGAUAAUCAGCAUGGCAGCUCUACUGCCACCAUAGCCAACUUGAGACCUUCUUGUCUACUUCUUAUGUACAUUGGCUUACUCGAGUGUCCUGUGAAAAUCGAGUACAAACCUCGGUUCCUGAACAACUCCGUUUUCGAACGGUUCGGCUCCCAAACACCAAAAACACGGAAGUAAAUGCUCUGGUUUUCGAACGUUUUUCGGAAGCCGAACGUCCAACGCAGCUUCUGCUUGCGUGCAGGAAGCUCCUGCAAUCAAUCGGAAGCUGUGCCUUGGUUGUUGAACAUUUCAGAAGCCGAACAGGGUUCCGGAACAGAUUACUUUCAACAACCAAGGUUUGACUGUACAGAGUAAAUGCAGCAGCGUUCGUAUUGAGGAGAGAGACCAGGACCCACCUGCAAGUUUGCUGUAGGUUAUGCUUGCUGGUAAUCAUAGGCUAUCAGGAUUUCUGGAAUAAUUUCUCUUUUGCUGAACUCAUUCCAUGAACAUGUAUAGGUGGGUCUUCUUUUGUACUACCAGAAAUGAUUAGGGGAAAGCAAAGGAAGACCACAAGCUGAGGAGUGAAAGGACACCCAGUGAUUCCUGAGAUGGUAGUGCAGCUGAGAGCAGAACUGCAUUUGGUUUCUCUGAAAAAAUGUACAGAUGCUGACUGUAGAAUUAUUAUUUUUUAUAUGUUGACAGAAUCAACUGUCUUUUGUCAGUUUCAAGUGCUGUAAAUACCAGUUCUGGGUCAAAAAAUAAAAUGUAUACCCACCUGAA